ACUGGAAGCAACGAUCAGUUGCUUCACCGACGCCGUGACGCGCGGACGACCUGCCUCGCCGAUUGGAACACAACUGAAAACAGAAAUGAUGUAUAAGAGUUGGUUGGCUCAGACUAGUCGGGCUCUCACAAAGUCGACGGUGCGCAAGGUGCAUUCAAAGGUAGGGCCCGCCGUGAUAAACGAAUUGUUAAGUGAGAUGCCCGAUUGCAAUCAUCGGCCGGUGGCCUACGAAGGCUCCAGUUACGAACAGAUCCUCAAGACGCGGCGCAAUCACCUGACGCCCAACCUCCAGGCGCACUUCAAAAAGCCUCUCGUCAUCCACACCGGCCACAUGCAGUGGCUCUAUGAUCACGAGGGUCGACGCUACCUGGACAUGUUUGGCGGAAUCGUCACUGUCUCCGUGGGACAUUGUCACCCGAAGGUGAACCAGGCACUAAGCGAGCAGACCGCCAAGCUGUGGCACACGACGAACAUCUACAUGCACCCCAAAAUCCAUGAAUAUGCCGAGCGUAUGGUGGCCAAGUUCCCAGGGAACCUAAAAAGCGUUUGCUUUGUGAAUUCCGGCUCUGAGGCCAACGACCUAGCCAUGCUGAUGGCGCGCAUGCACACGGGAAACCAGGACAUCCUCUCCUUGCGCAACUGCUACCACGGAAUGUCGCCUUACACCAUGGGUCUGACCGCUCACUCCACCUGGCGCUUCCCGCUGCCGGGGGUGAACAACGGACUGGUGCACGUGAUGAAUCCCGAUCCCUACCAGGGCAUUUGGGGCGGCUCGAACUGCAGGGACUCGCCUGUGCAGACGACGCGCGAAUGCCAGUGUCGGGAGGGUUGUCAAGCUGGUGACGCCUACUACAAGGAGCUGGAGGAGACCUUCAAGUACUCCCUGCCGCGCGGCAAGGUGGCAGCCAUGUUCGCAGAGUCCAUUCAGGGGGUCGGUGGCACGGUGCAGUUCCCCAAAGGCUAUCUAAAGCGGGCGGCCGCCCUGGUAAGGGCUAACGGAGGACUCUUUGUGGCCGACGAGGUGCAGACGGGCUUCGGGCGCACCGGAGAGCACUUCUGGGGCUUCGAAGGCCACGACUACGUGCCCGACAUAGUCACUAUGGCCAAGGGCAUUGGCAACGGUUUUCCGCUGGCCGCCGUAGUCACUACGCCGGAGAUCGCUGCCUCCUUGGGCCAAGCCCUGCACUUCAACACCUACGGGGGCAAUCCCAUGGCCAGUGCCGUGGGCAUUGCCGUCUUGGACGUGAUCGAGGAGGAGCAGCUGCAGCGCAACUCGCUGGAGGUGGGCACCUAUCUUCUCAAAGGUCUGGCCGAACUGCAGCAGUGCUUCGAAAUUGUUGGCGAUGUGCGGGGCAAAGGUCUAAUGAUAGGGGUGGAACUGGUGGGCAAUCGCGAAAAGCGUACUCCUCUAGCCACGCCGCACGUCCUUGAGAUCUGGGAGAAGUGCAAGGACCUAGGCGUGCUGUUUGGACGCGGUGGUCUCCAUGGAAACGUGCUGAGUUUGAGACCUCCCUUGUGCCUAUGCACCGAGGAUGUGGAAUUCACCCUGGAGACAUUAGAGGCAGCCUUCAAGUUCCAUAUGAGCAAAAGCCCUCGGAGCUGGAGAAACAGCCAAAGAACUUAAAAGGCUAAUUGAACUAUAGAGCUCAUUUAUUCGCUUUACUUACAAACUAGUAAUUGAACAACGUUUUAGAGCAGCAUUAUGACCAAAAGUCGACUCCUAAGAUUAGCAUUUUCUGAGCGAGGCUUUGACUUAAUUGUAAAUAUCCUUAUUUUUAAGAAAUAAAUUGUGAUGUAGAGCGUUUUCUUAUGGGAUGCGUGGGAUACGAAUCCAUUAACGAA
Drosophila subpulchrella is the source of this 1842-nucleotide messenger RNA. RefSeq names its product alanine--glyoxylate aminotransferase 2, mitochondrial. The record is from RefSeq and is a predicted model, not a curated record. Gene Ontology annotation, biological process: glyoxylate catabolic process. Bases 86 to 1624 code for a protein of 512 amino acids. Gene Ontology annotation, molecular function: L-alanine:glyoxylate transaminase activity; pyridoxal phosphate binding. The transcript has 4 exons. Gene Ontology annotation, cellular component: mitochondrion. Lineage: Eukaryota; Metazoa; Arthropoda; Insecta; Diptera; Drosophilidae.